ACGACGCAGCGUCCCCCGACGCGUCGUCGUGUCGAGUAUUUCGCGGCCGCCGGACUUGUUUGGGAACGCGAAGGGUCGUACUGAUUCAGAGUAUGUGCAGAAUUGGGGUGGCGCUUCAUCGUGUAGGCCGGACAUUGCGCUGUCGACGGCCCCGUAGCUGCACUAGUGGCUGCGCCUGGACUGCUCGCAAGAUGCGGAAGAGUUUCGCCGCGGACGCCGGAAAGGAGCCGUGUAUGCGUUCGUGUCACAGGGAGAGGGACUCGCCGUAGCGGCAGAAGAAUGUUACCAGACAUGUCAGAGGCGUGAAAGUGUGCCUGCCAGCUCCUUUCCCUGUAGAUUCCAAAGUCUGCCCGCGUGUGGUGUCGUAUCGAAACAGAAGGACUUAGGUAUCUCUCGUCCACAGCCGCCGCGACUGCGCCGUUUCGUAUCAAAAUCCACCGGAAACAGCAAAUAGUUGCUCUAGAGCGUUUUUUCACGAGCCAAAUCCCUCCCGCAGAGGUACACGCGGUCCAAGGCGAUCGCAGUGCGGUGGCAGGCGCUGCGGGCACCGCUCUGCUCCUCCUCCCCGACGAACUUUUGAUUGCUUUCAAAGUAGCCAUCGCCGUGCCUCUGUGCCGUUCACCGCAAGUGCCCGCCCAAGAGGCCCGAGCCUAGCCAUGAAUUACUCCGGCGGAACAUCUUCCGUGCCCGGCAAGGGCCAGGGGGGACUGGAACGAAAACCCACCUCUGGAAGCACGAAGAGAACUUCGCCGCAGGACCCUGCCUUGCCCGAACAAUUCUCGGAGCUGGUGUCCUCGGCACCGGACAGUCGCAACUGGCGGGGCAUCGGCAUCGCGCUUCUGGUCAUCGCUGGGGUUUGCGCCCUCAUCGUCACCGCCGUCAUUCUGCUCACUCCCGGGAACACAGCGAAGAUCCUGUCUGCGAGGUCACGUAAGGCCUUAACAGUCAGAGACAGGCCUGUUGUUGGCCUUUCAGAGCUGGCAGGAGACAAGGGACCCCGCGUGAAGCAGGCCAGGAUAUCGCUCGAAGAGGUGCUCCAUGGCACGUUCAACCCGCGCAAAUUCAACGGCUCCUGGGUCUCGGACACCGACUUCGUGUACCGGGACGCAGACGGCGCGCUGGUGCUGUACAACGCUCAGAGCAGGGAGAAGAGGACGCUGCUGCACAACACUACAUUCCGACAAUAUGACGUGCGCAAGUAUUAUGUGUCGCCUGAUCUCAACUUCUUGCUACUUGUCCACGACAUUGUGCCCGUGUUCCGAUAUUCGUUCACCGCAAAGUACAAGAUCUAUGAUUUUUCAAACAGAGAGGUGUUUCCGCUGAAGCACAGCUCGAACCAGGAAGAACUACAAUAUGCUGCCUGGGGCCAAACUGGAAACCAGCUGACGUACGUGUUCGAGAACGACCUGUACCUGAUCCCGAGUGUGGGCGACUCGUCCCCCGUGCGGCUCACGGACACGGGCUCGCCUGGUGUCGUGUUCAACGGCGUGGCCGACUGGCUGUACGAGGAGGAGGUUUUGGGCUCGAGCAGUGCGCUCUGGUGGUCGCCCGGCGGAAGCCGCCUCUGCUACGCCACCUUCAACGACACCGCCGUUAGCGCCAUGAUGCUUCCACUGUACGAGGGGCAGUACCCGGCACUGUUGCCACUGCGCUACCCGAAAGCGGGCUCUACCAACCCGGAGGUUGAGCUUCACGUGGUCGCCGUCACGCACGGCGGAGCUGAGCCUGCCAAGCCUGUGCAGCCGCCGCAGGAGCUGCUCGACAAGACCAGCGAGUACUACGUGACAAUGGUGGCGUUCCUGGACGAAAAGGCGUUGCUCGUUAACUUCUUGUCGCGGGCGCAGAACUGGACGCUGGUGUCGGUGUGCCGGGAGGCCGCCUCGGCCUGGCACUGCUCCAAGCAGGCCGUCGAGACGGCCUCGGGUGGCUGGAUCGAGCUCAGCGAGCCGCCGCUCGUGACUCCCCCGCUGCCAGGGGGCCCCGCCUUCUUCCUUCGGCUGCCCGUGCAGGACGCGCACCACGGCAACUUCCGGCACCUGGCUGCCUUCCAGGACAAGCGGCGCAUGUGGCUCACGCACGGCCCGUACGACACCAUCGCCGCGCUCGCGUUCCGGCCCAAGACGCAGCACUUGUUCUACCGAAGCACGCGCGAAGGCCGGCCCGGUGAGUCGCAUGUGUAUCAGGUGCCGUUCGACAAAGAGGGCACUCAGUCGGUGUGCCUGACCUGCGACUUGGGCGAUCAGUGCCUCUACAACAACGCCUGGUUCUCUCACGACGCCGAGUUCUACGUGCUCGAGUGUCUCGGCCCUGGCGUGCCCUGGGUGGCACUCUACAGCACGGCCGACAAUAGGCAGCUGGAGAUGCUGGAGUCCAAUGCGGAGCUGAGGGAGCUCCUGGAAAACCGUGCCAUGCCUCAAGUGCGCAACCUUGUCGCCCCCCUACCUGACGGAUACAACGCGUCGGUACGGCUUCUGCUGCCGCCGGGACUGCGUGACGAGGAAGUGCUCAAGUACCCGUUCCUGGUACACGUCUACGGGGGUCCCGGGUCCCAGCAGGUGACGGAGCUGUUCCGCAUCAACUGGGGCCACUACCUGGCCAGCCGCAAGGGUGUCGUCUAUGGCCUCGUUGACGGCCGCGGCUCGGGACUCCAGGGCGACCGGCGGCUGCACCAGGUCUACCGCCGCCUGGGCACCGUCGAAGUCGAAGACCAGCUCAGGGUCGCCAGGCACCUCAAGAACGAGCUGUCGUUCAUCAGCAGCGAGCACACGGCCAUUUGGGGCUGGUCGUAUGGCGGCUACGUAUCGGCUAUGGCUCUGGCCAACGGUGGCCCGGGCAACAACGGCAACGACACGCCGCAUGAAAGCGGCUCGGCUGUCUUCCAGUGCGCCAUCUCGGUGGCACCAGUCAGCAACUGGCUGUACUACGACUCCGCGUACACAGAGCGCUACAUGGGGCUGCCCCGCGACAACCUAGCCGGGUACGAGCGUGCAGACCUCACACGCGCCGCCGCCAGGCUCAAGGGAAAGAAGUUCCUGCUCGUGCACGGCACCGCCGAUGAUAAUGUUCACUUCCAACACUCGAUGAUGCUUGCUAAGGAACUGACCAAGAAAGGGGUUCUUUACAGAACUCAGGUGUACCCGGAUGAAAAGCAUGGCCUGAGCCACGUCACUACGCACCUGUACAAUGCCAUGGAAGAGUUCAUUGACGACUGCUUUGAGGGUUCUGACCAUGCUGUGGAAGAGGUUGGUCUGAUGCAAGUGAAGGCCUCGUGAUAGUCCCUAUGCUGCACAGCACCGGGGCGUCUCGUCUCGAGGACCACCCUGACUACUGGCAACAAAAGCAUCACUUUCAAUCAUUGCGUACGCUGGCCAACAAUAGCCAAAGGAAGUGAAACAGAAGCACCCGUUGCUGCACCGGACACCUCUGGCCUCGAAUCGUCAGCAACGCAACCACCGAAUGCCUUGGCGCUCACGCUUCCCCGAUCGGACAACUACAGCACAGAGCUGUCACAGCUGCAACUUUCGCCCUGGCUGCGCAGGGUGACAGUUGACAGAACGCUAGUCAUGCAGCGUCACUUCAGCUGCCGAGCUAACAUGAUGUCCGGCACAAAAAUCACUUUGCUAAGGAUACUCGUUUUUCUGUGCUAGUCUUCUGGUAGAUGUAGCUGGGCAGAAGGAAAAGUCUUAUGGUGCAGCCAACAUGUGCUCCUUGAGUUGUCACAUGCUCUUUCCCGUAUACAUUGCAUGCUGAAUUCUUCUCAACUAUUGAUUGAUGGUACUGGUGCUGCUUAAUGGAAAGAUGUUCUAUAGAAGGACUCCGCAUGGAGGGAUGUUACAGGCUCUGAGAGCCAGCCUUUCAAAAAAGACAAAGAAGGUGACAAAGAAUGCGCAGAUAAUGCGAAUGCACUGUGUAAUGUUAUGGGAUUAGCAUUAGGCUCAGUCCUCAUAUGCCUGUUGAGCUUGCCAUCGUCACUUCUGUGUGGGUAACAAGUUUCGAAAUCAUCAUGAGUGCCCGGUAAUAUUGCUAAUCGUAUGUUGCGUUAACUGGAAAGGCGUUAAGAAACCUAACUACAGAAUAAGUCUAUGUACUUAAGCGAAAUUUACCGAGGCAUAAUGAUAUUGGCGUUCAUAUUUAACUGUCUAUCAUCCUAAUUAUAAGAGGAUAAAUAUAACAAUACUAGGCUAUUUGAAAUUUUAAACCUAGUAUGAGAGCGUAUAGCCAAAAUUAUUUAUUAGAAAACAAAUUACCCAUCUCGCUCGCUUUUGAAGUUCUUCCAAGAUAAUCUUUGUCCGGCCUGGAUUCACUCCUUUAAUUUGCAUCCCUACUAGUUGAUAGAUGGCGGCACGCAGUAAGGCCGGCAGGAGACGUCCUGUGCGAAAAACCAAACCGUUCUCUUCAACAUUUGUGUACAUGGACGCUCCCACUCACACUUGAGAGUCAUAUCUGCACAUUUGCAUCUCUGACAAGUGUUUUCGUUUUCUAUAUGUAAGUAAAAGAUAGAGAUGCAUGCAUAUAAUUAAUCAUUUUUAUCACUAGCAUAGACUUCCAUUAGACCUUCAUGUAUAUAGACAUCACAAACUUAACGACUUGCUCUAUUCUUGAUCAAUUAUAUAGUUUAUGCCCACAUCUAGGAUUUUUCAGCAUUUUACAAGAAGCUUGGCAAGAGAAAUGUACAUAGCGAUUAUCAGUAGCUGAUGUAGAAAGCAAGCCCAACCCUCUAGUUGCCAGACUUUGGCACUUAAAUUACUACUGACCAGUUUCUAAUCAAUUAUCUGUUAGCAUCAGUCUUUCCUUUAUUCUUCUGCCAUAUGUCUUAAAGCAAACAUAUGACGGUGAAACUGUUCAUCACUAUUAGCCUCUCUCUUUCCUUGUUCUGUAUCGAGUGGCAACUGUUGCUUUCUAUUUCACUUCAUUUUUCGCACUGUAUAGAAACCCACCGCAAGCACUCUACGUAAUGGAGCUAGAGUCCAAAGUGGCA
Dermacentor albipictus is the source of this 4978-nucleotide messenger RNA. Its product is annotated as inactive dipeptidyl peptidase 10-like. NCBI's taxonomy places the organism in Eukaryota, Metazoa, Arthropoda, Arachnida, Ixodida, Ixodidae. Gene Ontology annotation, molecular function: dipeptidyl-peptidase activity; serine-type peptidase activity. Gene Ontology annotation, biological process: proteolysis. The record is from RefSeq and is a predicted model, not a curated record. Gene Ontology annotation, cellular component: plasma membrane.